Molecule: messenger RNA, 3542 nt
Organism: Spodoptera frugiperda (fall armyworm)
Lineage: Eukaryota; Metazoa; Arthropoda; Insecta; Lepidoptera; Noctuidae
Product: protein-associating with the carboxyl-terminal domain of ezrin
Exons: 7
Coding region: 133-2109 (658 amino acids)
Biological process (GO): protein phosphorylation
Molecular function (GO): ATP binding; protein kinase activity
Source: RefSeq, a predicted model, not a curated record
AUCAGCUGUCACAGUAUUCAACCAAGUUUCGGACUGUCACGUUGAACAUUUUGUUGAUACUAGUUUUCCUUUCCUCAUAUUAAUUAAAAAUUGAAAUGAUAUAAAUGUUUGAUUAAACAAGUAAAAUCCUAAAUGAUGGGUAACGAGAGUUCACAGUUAAGUGGCCUAGAAAUUGAAGAGAAGGCUAUAGAAGUUACCGAUUUUUGGUGCCACUAUCAGGCUACAAUUAAUGAUAGCUGCAGAUAUUUCAGCCUGAAAGGCGAUGGAUCAGUUUCAGUUUUCAAAGGAGAAGCUGCAGUUGGGCCUCUGUGGUCGAUAUCAACACCACUGGAAAAGUUUUCAAACAAUCUUCUGAAGUACCGCCAUCCGUGUAUUGUUCGAUAUAUCUCAGCUUGGCAACAGCGUUCUACUCUUCACUUAGCUACAGAGUAUGUGCAGCCACUGUCACAUAUCCUUCCAUCCUUAACACCACUCCAAAUAUGCAUAGGACUGAACAAUAUUUUGAGAGCUUUGGUGUUUAUUCAUGAGCAGGCUGGUAUGUCUCACAAUAAUGUGAGUGUGUCCGCAAUAUAUGUUACUGGAGACGGUCAGUGGAAGCUGGGAGGACUGCAGUACCUGUGCGCCUUUUCUGAACUAACAGCAGCUUAUCUGAGACAUGCAAGGAUUCACAGGUAUGACAAAGCAGUAGAUCCCAAUGAAGACUCAUAUGAGAUUACUACUAAAGUGGACCAAUAUGCAUUUGCAGUAUUAGUGGAUGAUGUUUUCAAAGAAUGCAAAGAUGAUGAAGUGCCACAUUUAAAAGAAUUCAAGAAAUACUGUAGAGAUUGCUUACAACAUCAAAAUCCUGCCAAAAGGCCCAACUUAUCAGAAGUAUUACAACACAACUUUUUCAAUCAUGAAUUUAUUUCUAUAUACAAAUUUCUCAAUUUCCUUCCUUUGAAAUCAGAAGAAGAAAGGUGCCAGUUUUUUGCAAAUAUUUUAGACAAUCUGAAAUGUUAUGAUGAAGAAACUGUAGCCAAGCAACUGGGCGGUCUUUUACUAUCCAGGCUCACAAUGUUGGACCAAACUGCGAGAAAAGAUGUCAUUCCUUUUAUUCUUAAACCUAAAAAUGAUCGCAUUACUCAUGGUGAAGUACCAGGCUUUUUUAGUCUCAAUGUGUUCAAAGAACACAUUAAACCCAGACUUAUGCAGUUAUUUGGAGUGAGGGAUAGUCAAAUAAGAAUGUUACUUUUGAGACAUUUUUCAAAGUUUGUACAUGUCUUCUCGCAUGAAGAACUGUCUCAACAUAUCCUUCCUGAGUUACUUUUGGGGAUAAAGGACACAGACGACAGUUUAGUAUCAGCAACUUUAAUAUGUUUAAGUGAGUUGGUACCAAUAUUAGGAGCUGACACUGUCAUAGGUGGAAAAAGAUCAAAAUUUUUCACAGAUGGUAGACCUAAUUCAAAACCAAAAUCUCUGCUACCUGGAGCCAGUCCAUUAACCGAAAAUAAUGUUUAUUUAGCAAAAUCUUUACGAGAUCUACCUUGUUCUGAGGAGAUAUAUGAAAGUGAUGAUAGAAAUGAAUUAAUUUCAUUUGAUAAGACUUUAACAUUAAAUGAAAGGCCUUCGCCUGUUGGUGGGGAAUCCUUGGAUGACGAAAUUAUAUCAACAGAAUUACACACAAAACAGAAAGCAGAUAGUGAAGAUGACUGGAGUGACUGGGAUAAUCGUCAGUUGACAACUAAACCUGAUUCUCCAAUAUUCGAAGAAAAUAAUAAAAUUGGACAACUAGUCAACAUUGAAACUGUGGAUGAUAAAAUUCCUUCAAACUCAGAUGCUAAUUCAAAAAUUGUGUCUGAAUCAAGAACAACAUUAUUGCAAAAAGCUGCAAUGCAGGCAAAAAAGAACAUAGUAGAUAUUUCUGAAUUAGACAUAAAAAAUCAGAAAUUCGAUUAUUCGAAAAAGGGUUCAGAUGAGUUCGAUUUUUUUGCUGAUAUGGCACCUGUAAUUGAGAAGCCAGCUGUUGUAAAUAUUGCUCAAAAUUCUGAAAACGUAAGCAGCAAAUUAAACUUUGUUCCAGAUGAAAAUAUCGAUGAGAAUGAAGGCUGGGGCGAGAGUUGGAAUGAUUAGUAGAGAAUUGAUUGAGAUUGCAUAAUUACAAUUCUUUAUAGGAUAUUUUGUUAUACAAGAAAUCUACAAACGAAAAAUAUUGUUUCAGUACUUCUGUUAUAUAUAAGAUAUAUGUACAUAUUUGUAAAUCAAAUAUUUAUAUGAGAUUAGAAAAUUAUAGUAUGUUAAAUAACGAUUAGAUCAGACCUAUACACAAAUUUAUUGUACCAUAUUAUUGUGGUCAUAUUGUAAUUAUUAUUUUAUCUCGCCAUUAUGCCGUAAUUAUGAAACGCAUAUUAACGACCUUGGUUUACAUUCCUAUUUAUUGGUUAACGAUUUUUGUACUUUCAUAUUGAAAUUAAUGAUAGCACAGAGCUGGCACUCCGCUAUUUUCAUAAUUCAAAUAAGUACUUGUGUGAUUUAUAUAAAAAACGAACAUACUGUUUAGGCGCGUUGAAUAGUAGGUUGAAUUAUCAAACGUUGUGUUUUAGAAAGUAAAAAUGGAUACAUUCUUAUAAAUACAUAUGUGAAAAUGUAAGAGUAAAACACUGUUUUUAUUGUAUGUGCAAUUUAUUUCUUCUUUCUCUCGCACAAGAACUAUUAAAUCACAAUCUUAUAGCAAACAUUCAGGUUUAUGAUACAUAGAUUAUGAACUUUAUUGCUUGUGACGAACUAGUGAUGCAGGUUUUAUAACCACGAAUUUUGCAUAAUUAUGUGCAUUGUGUAUCAAAAUGUAUUUGACAGUACAGUUGUAACUAAUAAGCAGAUAGUUGUGAAGAUUUAAGAAAGCGAAAAAGUAUGAAAACAAAAUAAUUGCGUCAAUCUAGCGCAAGUAAUGAUUAAACCUUUUUUGAUUCCUACUGAUUAAUACUUUGGACAAGUUACUGUAACAGUGGUUAUAAAAGUGUCAGUAUUCAAAUAGUUACAUGCUAAGUAUAAAAUUGAAUCUAUAAUGUCCUCUAGAGGCAUACUAUCUCUACAAGAGCGAGAACUAACAAAUUUAUAAAUCUGGAUUUUCAUACUAUUGCUCUCUUAAAUUUCAACAUAACCUACAUUAAGCUCUGUCCAUCCUUAGCUUCAUCAUAGUACACACAAAGCUUAGAGGUGUUUCAAUAGGCUUGUUCGAAAUUGUUUCAAGUUCUUGAUAUUAAUCAAAUAAGCCUCGUGUUAUGUGACAAUCUCACAACCUCGCCAUAGGCGUCGAUUCUCUUCAAACAAUAGAACCCUUGCUCUCUGUUACUAGUUAGAUUUUCAAAUAAACUUGAAUAGAAAAUAUUUAAUAGAAAUCUGUAUUUUUUGUAUUAUCAGUACAUUACACAUACAAAUUAAUUGUUUGUACAAGAGAAUCGACGCUUUUGUAUAUCUUACGAGCAUACAGCCCAAACGCAUUAAAUUACAUUGCAUUUUAGAAUCAUUGGCUUAGCCAAAUAAAUAUUUAUCUAAGAUUCUCUAAA